This is a messenger RNA of Limanda limanda (common dab), 2976 nucleotides long. RefSeq names its product transmembrane protease serine 2-like. The transcript is spliced from 14 exons. The record is from RefSeq and is a predicted model, not a curated record. Gene Ontology annotation, molecular function: protein binding; serine-type endopeptidase activity. NCBI's taxonomy places the organism in Eukaryota, Metazoa, Chordata, Actinopteri, Pleuronectiformes, Pleuronectidae. Gene Ontology annotation, cellular component: membrane. Gene Ontology annotation, biological process: proteolysis. Bases 264 to 1691 code for a protein of 475 amino acids.
UCAGAGUGAAGAGGCUAGCACCUGUGAGGUGUUUAGACUCCAGUCCUCAUUGUUCUUGUUGUGUGGUCAGGAGAGGGGGGGGGGUAGACCCAUGCAGAUGAUGAAGUGACGGGCGUGAGCACCUAAACACAAACGUGCACGCUCUUUACGUAACCACAGUGUUGUGAGAGCGAGCACGGAGCAGGACGCAGGAGUUCAUAGAGAUUCUAUUUGAAACUGUCCACAGAGUGAAGCUGAAGACGGUUACUCUUCUCCAUCCAUCAAUGAAUGAAAGGAUAUUGUUGGUUCAACAGAAAAUGACGACCAAUCCGUAUCGAGACUCCGCUCCGUGUUUCACCCAUGGGGAUGUAGAGUGGGAACUUCCUCCACCCAGCAGAUCAGAUGUGAAACCCCAGUAUGUUCAUCAUCUGGCCCCUCCGCCUGAGAUCAGCCACUCCGCUCCCAACCACAAAACUGGGAAACAGAGGUGUGUGAAGUUCACUGUGGCUGCGGUCAUCUCUCUGCUGCUCCUCCUGCUGGUCACUGGAGUCUUGCUGGCAUAUUACUUUUCCUCGGCGUGUGUGCACGGGUUACAGUGUGGUGAUGGGAGCUGUGUGUGGGAGGAUCAGUGGUGUGACGGAGUGAGGGACUGUCCCGCUGGUCAGGACGAAGCCAACUGUGUGAGGCUGCACGGCUCCAGCUUCCUCCUGCAGAUCUAUUCGCCACCGACUAAAACCUGGAGGUCCGUGUGUUCUCACGGCUGGAGCGACCUGCAGGGCAGAGCCAGCUGUCGGACCAUCGGAUACAGCAGGGGCACAUAUUUGAAAUCCGGACAACAGAAGACUGAUUCUGAUGAUGGAUUGUUAAAAGUGAAACCUGAUUUCCGCCCAGAGGUGUUCAUACUCCAACAGCUUGAGCACAGCGACUCCUGUCCCAACAACAGUGUAGUAACCUUGCGUUGCACUGACUGUGGGAGCAGGAUGAACUCCAGUGGGGCCCCUGGGGGCCAGCAGCCCACCCUCGGGUCCUGGCCCUGGCAAGUCAGCCUGCAGGGCACCGGCUCCCACCGCUGUGGAGGAGCCAUCAUCUCCCCCUACUGGAUAGUGACAGCAGCACACUGUGUGGCCAGGAGCUCCAGUCCUGCAGACUGGACUGUGUACGCUGGAGUAGUGGCUCCAUUAGACUCUCUGUUUAACCCUGCUCGCUCUGUGAGUCGCAUCAUCGCUCAUGAGGGCUUCAGCCUCCUCCCUCGCAGGAAUGACGUGGCUCUGAUGAGGCUCAGCAAACCUCUGGACAUCUCAGGUUCCAGUAACAUCAGUCCUGUUUGUCUCCCAAAUGUUGGUGUGAACGUCUCUGCUCCUCAGGACGCAUGGACAACACGGUUCGGUCGCACAGCAGCUGGAGACUCUCCACAGCUGAUGGAGGCUCAGGUCUCCCUCAUAGAAACUGCAGAGUGCAACAGCUCCAGCGCCUAUAAUGGCAGAUUAUCAGCGGACAUGUUGUGUGCCAGAGAGACGGACGGAGGAGUGGACAUCUGCCAUAGUGACAGUGGCGGUCCUCUGGUGGCCCUGAGAGACGGGCUAUGGUGGCUCCUAGGGGACAACAUUUGGGGGGAGCACUGCACCGAGAUGAACAAACCAGGGGUUUACGGCAACGUCACCUAUUUUCUGGACUGGAUCCAUCGUCAGAUGAAGAAGCAUCAAGACAACUGAUGACAGCACCAGAGAUGAGCGGAGAUGUUGGUGUGCAGACACAUUUUUCUAUAUCAGGCCCAUUUAUCACAAACAUAACUUAUUUCCUUCUUUAUUUUUCUGCUGCGUCUACAAAGUGUUGAUGCACUUAGCUCUAGAUCAAUUAUUGUAAUACUCUCCAUGUUUGUAUAUUUAUGUGAAAUAUAUAUGUUGUCUUUCAGUCUUUUUUAAAUGUGAUUGUCAUGAAUGUUGCAGUUUGAGCCAGUAAAUGGAGAUACCGUGCCUUAACACAAGAUGUCACUCACAAACCAACGUCCAGCUCCUUCCCACUGAUGAUCUCCUUAGAUGGUUUGAUCCUGAGAAACUUGUAACAAGACAAACAUGUUUUGAUUUGGUCAGGUUUUCUUUAAUUAUUAUCUACAGCACAAGAACAAUUUUGGCACAGAAGCAAAAAAAACAAAAAAACACCACUCAUAAAUAAUUCAACAUUCAAGUGUACCUUCAAUUUGAGCCGUUUGAACUUUUGGUCGACACAGUUUGGUCUCACCAUGUUUCACUCACUUCUACAUACAAAAGUGUCUCUAGUGUCAACGAUAAAAUGAUAUUUAAUAACUUUUUGUUGCGUAUCAGCUCACUGUCGUCCACAGGAUCAACAAGGUGUCUCUAGUUACAAAAAUCUUUUGGCUUCUCGUGUUGUUUGAUUUGUAUAAAAUGUGAAGUAUAAACAUCUAGUGUCUACAAAGUAAAGACUUAUUAGAAUAAUAUUUAUAAUAGUACAAUCACAUUCAAAGUAAUUUAAAUAUAAACUUGCAUGUCGGCAGAAUUAGUACAAUUACAUGAAUACAACAAAUUGCAUAACAGAUCCGGAAAUAUUGAUCUUUAACUUUAUAUUACACUUCUGAUUAACUUAAGAGAGACAAAGUGCAAUUCAGCAGAACAAGUCUCAAACAGUUCACGCACCUGUGUAGUUUUAUUCAUAUCAACAGUGACUGAUUGAGUAGCUUUUCCCCAUAACGUCAGUAGACAAAGACUUUACUUCGACUCGGGUGUUCUCCAAUAUACACAAAGGUACAAGAAACGAAUCAGAGCCAUUAGAUCUUUAAACAAACCAAAGGAAACAUGGGUCGGUCUAGAGACACAUUUAAAGGGUCGUCGGUGCUUUGAAAUGAAUAAUGCUGCACAGUUUGGCCUGGAAAUGACACAAGUAACAUUUCACUUAUUCACGAAGGCACCAGUGAUUUUUGACCGUGUGCUGCCCACCCACAGUCCUGUCAUUAUUAUGAGGAAUAAACUCUGUCCUUACAUA